Parathielavia appendiculata is the source of this 789-nucleotide messenger RNA. RefSeq lists its product as uncharacterized. Bases 1 to 789 code for a protein of 262 amino acids. The record is from RefSeq and is a predicted model, not a curated record. Lineage: Eukaryota; Fungi; Ascomycota; Sordariomycetes; Sordariales; Chaetomiaceae. The transcript is spliced from 2 exons.
AUGGGAUGUUUUGGGGAAAAGCGCACGAGCAGCUCCGCACCCAUGACAUGCAUCGUCAACGAUGCCCACCUCGGCAGGGAAGGUGUCUGCGGCAAGGUCGCGGCCGGGAAGCACUCCGUCUGUGCCACCCAUCUUUGCCAGUACCGGCCGUCCCCUAACGGACGGCGAUGCGGAAAGCUACCGCUCCGCCUGGCCUCGCGCCGCGUCUACACCGCCGCAGGCUGGUACCCCGACACAGCCGAAUCCGUCUACUGCAAGGAGCACGAGAAGUACAACUGCAUGGGCGUCAUCAGCGACACUAUGCGAUGCUCCGCAGCUAGGACCCCAGGGGAGGCCUACUGUCUCACACAUGCGGCUGUGAUGUGCAAGUGGGAGGCGGGGGACGGCAGGCUCUAUGUGACGUGCUAUAGCACGGCUGAGAACGAAGACGGCGUCGGAUGCCCCGAACCCAGAUGCCAGUCGAGUAUCUUCUGCUGGGGACAUCGAUGCCUCUGGAAGGCAGAUGAACACACACAAUGCAGCGAGGCCUGGUAUUCGAACACUCCUGGCGUCUGCCCCCAGCAUAUGUGCGUGAAACGAGGGUGCGAGAACCGAGCCCAGGACGGCAUCGACCGCUGUGUGGACCAUGUGUGCGCCUUCGUUCCGCCGCCGGACUGGCCGAGCGACUUUUUCCCCUGCUACCGCGAGCCCGUUGAAGGGCAGUCCUACUGCGAGUUCCAUGAUGGGUAUUUGUGGUACCAAGAACAGGUUUGGCUGGACGCCCAAGCAGGCGGCGGGUGGUACGGAUGA